This is a messenger RNA of Salvia hispanica, 707 nucleotides long. RefSeq names its product E3 ubiquitin ligase BIG BROTHER-related-like. Lineage: Eukaryota; Viridiplantae; Streptophyta; Magnoliopsida; Lamiales; Lamiaceae. Gene Ontology annotation, molecular function: ubiquitin conjugating enzyme binding; ubiquitin-protein transferase activity. The record is from RefSeq and is a predicted model, not a curated record. Gene Ontology annotation, biological process: negative regulation of organ growth; protein ubiquitination.
GCCAUAUUCUCUUUAAUUACACCACAAUAAUCACAGGUUUAAUUUCUUCAACAGCGUGAUGGACGAGGAAAGAAGGAAAAGAACCAAGAGAACUACAUUGGAUCAACUUGAAGAGGGAAGAGUUUUCCCGCCAGUGUUGGAAACUAUAGAAAGUGCGGGCGAUGAGGAAGACGCCGAGACGUGUUCUUCUAGCUCUGGUGAAGAGUUUGAAUAUAGCGAUGAUGAAUUUUUAUAUGGUUCUAUAAAUUCUGGAAUAGAUUACUGGGAGGAUGAUAGUUAUUAUUCAGAUGGGGAAAUUGAAGAAGAUGAUGUUGAUCCUGACCAAUUAUCUUAUGAGGAGCUGAUUGCUCUUGGAGAGAUGGUGGGAGUAGAGAACAAAGGAUUAUCAGAAGAUGAAAUUACUAAAUAUUUACGUCCACUUACAUGCAACUCUACCUCCAAUUUAAUUAUUGACAGGUGCGUGAUAUGUCAAGUGGAGUAUGAAGUUGGGGAGAAUCUAGUUAGCCUACAGUGUGAUCAUCUUUACCACAGUGAAUGUAUAUCCAAAUGGCUUCAAAUUAACAAGAUUUGCCCGAUUUGUAACAACGAGGUCUCUACUGCAACUUCCUCGAACGAAAAGAGCAGUGUAUAGUUAUGAUAAUUUAUGUAGUGAACUAUUUAUAACUUGGUAACUAGAUGAUUUCAUAGAAGUAUUUAAAUUUCUUUCA